This is a messenger RNA of Phycodurus eques (leafy seadragon), 1895 nucleotides long. RefSeq names its product LUC7-like (S. cerevisiae) (gene luc7l). The transcript is spliced from 11 exons. Gene Ontology annotation, biological process: mRNA splice site recognition. NCBI's taxonomy places the organism in Eukaryota, Metazoa, Chordata, Actinopteri, Syngnathiformes, Syngnathidae. Gene Ontology annotation, molecular function: mRNA binding. Gene Ontology annotation, cellular component: U2-type prespliceosome; U1 snRNP. The coding region runs from base 339 to 1256 and encodes 305 amino acids. The record is from RefSeq and is a predicted model, not a curated record.
GAUGCUUUGCCUUAUUUUUCAAUCGUACAAAUAAUCCGGAACUCCUCUAUUUUUUUUUUCCUGCCACUUACUUUUAUAACAGCAGCAUCGACGAAAGAGGCCGCUCCAAUGUCCGCCCAAGCUCAAAUGAGAGCUUUGCUCGACCAGCUGAUGGGGACGGCGAGGGACGGUUCAGUGUAUCUUUGCCAGCCUACAUCAAUCUGCAAAGGAGUUGCAGAAAAGCCUCAUGUUCAUCGAGCCGGGACGAGACGCGGCAGAGGGUCAAGUACUCGGACGAGCGAGUCUGCAAAAGUCAUCUUCUCGACUGCUGUCCGCACGACAUCCUGUCUGGAACCCGCAUGGACCUGGGAGAGUGCACCAAGAUCCACGACCUGGCACUCCGAGCAGACUAUGAAAUUGCCUCCAAGGAGAGAGACCUGUUUUUUGAGCUCGACGCGGUCGAUCACUUGGAGUCAUUCAUCGCCGACUGCGACCGCAGGACGGAACUGGCCAAGAAGCGCUUGGCGGAGACUCAAGAAGAGAUCAGUGCCGAAGUGGCGGCCAAGGCGGAGAAGGUGCACGAGCUGAACGAGGAAAUCGGGAAGCUCCUGGCCAAAGCUGAGCAACUCGGAGCUGAGGGAAAUGUGGAGGAAUCCCAAAAGGUUCUGCAGGAAGUGGAGAAGGUCCGCAGCAGGAAGAAGGAUGCGGAGGAGGAAUACAGAAACUCCAUGCCGGCCUCCAGUUUCCAGCAGCAGAAACUGCGCGUUUGCGAGGUGUGCUCCGCUUACCUGGGUCUCCACGACAACGACCGCCGUUUGGCCGACCACUUCGGAGGCAAACUCCACCUGGGCUUCAUCCAGAUCAGAGAGAAGCUGGACCAACUAAAAAAAACGGUUGUGGACAAGCAGGAGAAACGCAACCAGGAGCGCCUCAAGAGACGGGAAGAAAGGGAGAAGGAGGAAAAGAUGAAAAAACGAACAAGAUCCCGAAGCAGAGAGCGUAAAAGGUCUCGUUCUCGUGACCGAAGGAGGCGCCGCUCUCGCUCCUCGUCACGAGACAAGCGCCGCUCGCGCUCCCGAUCCAGAGACAGGAAGAGACGACAGAGGUCCCGCUCCCGAAGCCGAGGCCACCGUCACAGCCACGAGCAGAGCUCCAGACACAAGUCAUCCAGAGACCGCGAGCGCUCGUCCAGAGACGAGUCGCAGGGGCGCGAGCGGCGAGACGGCGUCAACGGCAGGUCGGACUCUCGCAGGGCAGACGACAGAGAAGACCCGUGAAGGCCAACGUCCGUCCCACACGACGGUCACCAUCUUGUUCCACAUAGUCCUCCAUAAACCUCCUUGCUUUUCCUUCCUUUGACUUUAAUGAGACCCAAAUCUGAUUCAGUCGUUAUGAAUCGACAGAAUUUCAAGCCAACUUUCAUCCUCGGUGAUUUGGUGGCCUUUCUUUAUCAAAUAAACAGACCAUACAUUUGUGAAUAUUCUUUUAUUAAGUUUCUUUUACUAUACAGACUUUGGAGUAUGUCUGGAAUUAGUUUUGGUUUCCUGUUCUUGGUUUGAUCAGUGCCCUUCCAAAGUCUUAGGAACCCUCAUGCAGAAUUUGCGAGUGUUAAUUCUUCAAGUCCCUCCACAUGUCCACCAUGUUUUCUCGUCCAACCUAUUUUAUUUUUUAUUUUUUCCCCCCUUCUCCGCGGCCAGUAUGUAGUGAAGGUAAAAUGAAAUGUGAAGUCUAGUAGAAAAAAAAGUUGGAAAUGUUUGCGUUGCGUUAUCUAUCAUGUUUUGUUGAUUGAGUGAAAAAAAAAAAAAAAAAAAAGCAUAUAAAUGUUCACCAUUUAAAGAAAAUUCAUUUGAGUUAGUUUUGGCAAUUGAAAAGUUGUACAAUGCCAUUAAAAAAUAAAAAAUACAUGAUGACCUGAA